Grammomys surdaster is the source of this 3288-nucleotide messenger RNA. RefSeq names its product chromosome unknown C3orf20 homolog (gene Fam194c). The coding region runs from base 536 to 3253 and encodes 905 amino acids. Lineage: Eukaryota; Metazoa; Chordata; Mammalia; Rodentia; Muridae. The record is from RefSeq and is a predicted model, not a curated record. The transcript has 16 exons.
CCUGUGUUCCUUGUCUCUGGAGAGAGCCAAUGCCAUCCUUUUGUUUUUACAGGCGUUUGUCAGUAGACCACAGGCAGAUCUUCCACCCUCAGGUCGCUAACUACAAAAGGUGUGGUGAGACUUCCCUCCUUGCCCUGGCCCUUUUUGUUCAUCUAGCUCCCAAGGAUCCUACCUUAGGUACUCAGUUUCUGUUACCUUCUCUGGAACUUUUCUGGACCCAUCCUCAGCAGCAGGCCUGUUCCAGUGUAGCCCACUCACAUUGCUGUUCCUGGGAAGAUGAGGGAGGGGAGCAAUGCUUUAUUCUAGCAUGAAAGAAUGACCAGCAACCUUCUUAUCCCUCUGAGACAGAAACUGAUGACUCAGUGACCUUUGAGGGUGAUUUCUGCAUAUGCACUCCAUCUUUUCCUAAGACUUCUCUGUAGGUAAGAGCUUCUGAUCCAUCUCUUCACUUGUCAGAGUGCUGAGUCUUUACAGCUGAGUGUCCCUCUCCUUUGAGAUGGACAGUGUCACCUAGCAGUAUGCUUGCCCAGACGACAUGAACCACGUCAAAAGUAACCGAGAACUGUACCUGCAAUACUCAGCCUCAGCCCCCAAACUGUUGGCUCACGUCUCCAAACUCCUCAUUGUUUGCCGCAACGCAGGCAUUUCCAUCCCCAAAGGCAUUAGGAAUAUUUUUGAGUUCACCUGGGAGGAGCUCAUCAGCGACCCUGCAGUGCCCACUGCAUCUGAGAUUCAGGAUCUGGUGAUCUCCUUUGGAGCUCCUGCAGUGGUGCUUGCAGAAGUGAUCCCAGUGCACCCAGUGCAGGUCCUCCCCAUGCAGAAGAAGCAGCCCCAACCUGCUCCACCACCUCCAGUACUGCUCGCAGCCACCAGGGAGAGCAAAAACAUGCCCACUCCCUCCACCCCUGCUCGACUGAUGCCUAAUGGCCAAGAUACCCUGCACAAGUUCCAGCGGCAAUCUAUCCACCUGUUGACAGAGCUGCUUUCCCUGAAGAUGAAGGCCAUGGUGGAGUCUGCCUCUGCAGGUGCCAAUCCUCUGGACAUCACCAAGCGCUUUGUGGAAGCCAGCCAGCUCCUCCAUCUCAAUGCGAAGGAGAUGGCCUUUGACUGCCUGACUGGCACUAUUGGGAAAAGCUGCCUAAGUGCAGCACAGCUGGCGAAAGAAUCCUCCAUGAACGUUUCUGCUAUGGGAGUGAACACACCUUACCAGCUGGUCUACCAGACUUCCACAGCCUGUCUGAGCUUCUCCCUCUCCACAGGAAAGGAAAGCAGGAAGAAAGAUAUUGGAGCCAAGGCAAAGCCUGUAGAAGAUGUCUCCCCUCCACCUGUCCGAGCCCGAACCCCUCCUGAAAGCACUGUUAUUGAGUUGCCUGACCCCUGCCCCGAGGCCCGGGAAAAGCUGCAGGAUAUGUGUCGCCACAUAGAAGCCGAAAGGAUCAUGUGGAGAGGGAGGAAUGCCUCCUGCCCCAUGAUUUUACGCAACUACAGGUCAAAGAUGCCCUCUCAUUUAAUGUUGGCCUCCAAGGGGGACUCUCACCAUCCUGUUGCUGCGGGGACUCAGGUUGCUACUUCCACUCUUCACCAGCCUUCCAGCCAGCAUGCUCAAAUGGGCCGCCAUUCUCAAGAGUGGAAGGGGCCCAAGAAGCCCAUCAAGCUGCAUUAUACUUUCUAUGAUGGCUCUUCCUUCAUUUACUAUCCCUCUGGAAAUAUUGCCUUACUUCAGAUUCCCACAUGCUGCAGAGGGAAACCCAUCACCUGCCUCUUUAAUGACAUACCUAAUACCUUCCUGGCUCUGUUCAAUGCUGAAGGCCUGGGCUGUGUUUACUACAACCUGAAGAACUGCUGUCCAUAUGUCUUGGUUUUGGAUGAAGAAGGUGGGAUCACAAAUGACCAUAAGGGCUACAUAGUCCACAGGUGGAGCUGGGCCAGCAAGACCGAGACAUUGCUCUCUCUGGAAUAUAAGGUGAAUGAACAAAUGAAGCUCACAGUCUUGGGGCAGGAUUCCAUCACCGUCACCUUCACUUCCAUGAAUGAGACGGUAACACUCAGUGUGUCACCCAAAAGCUGCCCCCAUAACGUGCUGCAUGACAAACGGCCAGUUCGCAGAAUCAGCCUCAUCGAUGAAAAGGUGUCAAAGAUAAACAGAGCCCUGGCUGAGAUCAAGAAGCGGUUUCAGAAGACUGUGACUCAGUUUAUGAACUCUGUGUUGCUGGCAGCAGGUCUGUUCACCUUAGAAUAUCCCACCCCAAAAGAAGACACAGAAGCUAGUCGUGUCAAGUUGAAAUCUGGGUCUAAUCAUGAUCGGAUCCGUAAGACAAGUUUAUACCAAGGAGAAACACUUACGCGAACCCAGUCAGCCCGACAAGACUCCGUAAUUGAGGAGACAUUGAAGGAGGAUUCUAUACCUAUAUCUUUGGUCAAUGUUCGAAAGAAGAGCAGCAAAGUCCAGAUCAAAGUCUUACCAAGAGGGAAGCCCAGAGAGAUGCGCAGCCCCACCAGAUGGGCAGCCUCACCCUCUGACUGCCCACUGGUGCUGCGGAGGCUCAUUCGCAAGGAAGACAUCCGGGCUGGCUGCAAAUGUAUUGUGAAGGCACCCCUGGUGUCCGACUUGGAGCUGGAGCGCUUCCUGUCUGCACCUCGGGACCCCAACCAAGUGCUGGUCUUUGGGAUAAUGUCGAGCCAGGAUCCCACCCUCACUGCGCAGCUGCAGUGGCUGCUGGAUACACUGUAUAGUCAUCGGCAGCAGGGCCGGUCUUCACCCUGCAUCCAGUGCCAGCAUGACCCUUACCGCCUGCUGCAGUAUGACCUGGACAGCCCCCUGCAGAAGGACCCACCCCUAAUGGUGAAGAAGUUUGCUGUGAUACACGGGAUGGUUUUGAUGUUUGCUGGGGGCAAGCUCCUCUUCGGGGGAUGUGUACUAAACGGCUACGGCUUCAGCAAACAGAAUCUGCUGAAACAGAUCUUCCGGGCUCGACAGGAUUGCAAGAUGGGCUACUUCCUGCCAGACAACUACAAAUUCAACAUGUCAACUUAUGUCACAAACCUGGAUGAUUCUGAGUCAACUAAAAGACCCCCAUCCGACGAUUAUGAAGGAAGUGUCUCUUCAGUGGCGCUUGUGGAAAAAAUAGAAAAAGAACCUUCUCCUUCCCCUGAGAAAGUCAAACAGCCUGAAGAGGAACCACAGCCUUUCGCCAAAACGAGGAGGAGCAGUAAGAAGACCACUGGCUUUAAGAAGUUAAACUCUAAGAAGUGACGCUGGGAUAACCAGCGAUGCCCUCCCCACACCUA